AUGGCGGCGGUGUCCUCUUUAUCGCCGUCGGGGCCAACCCCUCCUGGGGGGGUAUCACCCGCUCCCAACCCCACCUCCGCCUCCUCCACGCCAGUCACUGCUCCGACGACGGGCAAGCCCAUACACUGUCUUGUGAUCGAUACUGGUCCCCUGAUCAAGAACGAUCCACCUGUCUCUACUCUCCUCGCUCAGGCUGAUGAGCUGUACACCAUCCCCUCUGUCAUCUCGGAAGUGCGCGACCAGGCCACCCGUACACGGCUCGAGACGACCCUCCUCCCCUUUCUCAAACUACGCAGCCCCAAAUCAGAUUCAGUCAAGUUUGUCACCGACUUUGCUCGAAGGACUGGUGACCUCGAGGUUCUGAGUCGAGCUGAUAUUCAUGUGGUUGCCCUGACCUAUGAGCUCGAGUGCGAGAGGAACGGCGGUGACUGGAGACUGAAGAACACCCCCACCCAGAAGAGCGUCAACGGCAAGCCACCGGGCAGGCCUGAUGGGGAGAAGCAAGACUAUGCCAUACAAGCUUUGGAUAGCGAUCCCGUAGCCGAAGAGGGAACGCAAGAAUUGCGAGACUUGCCAAACUCCGAAAACGCUGCGCCGCCGGUCCAUGAUGAAUCGGGGUCGACUACGCUACCCAAGAUUGAUGACGGGAUUACGAAACAACUGGCGGGUGUCACUCUAGAGUCACAACCGGCAGAGGAGGAGGAGCAGGGGAAGAAGGAGGAGGUCCAUGCCCACGACACUCAGGAGAGCGAAUCUGGCUCUGACGACGACAGCGACGGUUGGGUUACACCAUCGAACUUCAAGCGCCAUCAGGAGCAGCAGGGACCCAGCGCCGCCGGUUCGCAACCCGCGCAGAAGUUCCUCAAAGCAGCCAUGUUGACCUCGGACUUCGCCAUGCAAAACGUAGCGCUGAGGAUCAACCUGAAUUGCUGUUCUCCGUCCCUUUCACGCAUCACACAAGUCAAGACCUGGGUUUUGAGGUGCCACGGCUGCUACAAGGUGACCCGGCAGAUGGACAAGCAAUUCUGCCCCUCAUGUGGCCAGGCUACCCUGACCCGCGUCAGUUGCUCGACCGACGCACAAGGCAACUUCAAGCUGCACCUCAAACGGAACUUCCAGUGGUCCCACAGAGGAAACGUCUACAGCGUACCCAAGCCGACCCAUGGGAGUGCCAACGGCAAGAACACAAAUGUACGUGGUGGUGGCCAGAACGGUUGGGGUCGUGACCUUAUCCUGGCAGAAGACCAGAAAGAGUAUGUCAAAAAGCAAGAAGAGGAUCGAAGGACACGGUAUCGGGAUCUCAUGGAUGAAGAUUAUCUGCCAGGCAUCCUUACUGGCGAGCGUCGGAGCGCCAAUGGCCGAAUUAAGGUGGGUGCGGGUAGGAACGUGAACGCUCGCAAAAAGCGUUGA
Thyridium curvatum is the source of this 1410-nucleotide messenger RNA. RefSeq lists its product as uncharacterized. Lineage: Eukaryota; Fungi; Ascomycota; Sordariomycetes; Thyridiales; Thyridiaceae. The record is from RefSeq and is a predicted model, not a curated record. The transcript has a single exon. Gene Ontology annotation, molecular function: RNA endonuclease activity. Gene Ontology annotation, cellular component: preribosome, small subunit precursor. The coding region runs from base 1 to 1410 and encodes 469 amino acids. Gene Ontology annotation, biological process: maturation of SSU-rRNA; ribosomal small subunit biogenesis.